AUGGUGGUCCAGUACGCCCAGCGCGAACCGGUGGCGAUUCGCGGGCGGACGCAAACCUCGAUUUACAUUGUGCGGUACAUUGGCCAAAUGCUCGCGCAGCUCUUUGUGGCCUUUAUGCUCAACGGCAAGGUGUACGCCGGGUCGUUCACCUGGUCGACGACGCCAAACGUCAUGUACGGCAUCUGCCUCGUGCCGUGUGUGCUCGUGAUCCCGAGCACGAUCUUCUUUCUCGUCGAAGUCAAGGCCCCCCGCGUCCCGUUUACUCAAUGGACCAAGGGCUUUUGGAGCCUCCUCCAGCAGCGCGUCAUGUGGCAAGUCUGCGCCUUCAAGUUCUUCAACACGCUCUUCGCCAACUUCAGCGCCACGCCCGAGUCGCCGAUCUCGCGCACGUGGGCGCAUGUCGAGCCGCUCAACGACUCGCUCUCGGGGCUCUUUGGUACGGUUAUCAACAUCCUCGUCAUGUCGGCCGUCGGCAAGUGGGGCCUCCAGUGGAGCUGGCGCUGGGUCAUCGCGCUCGGGACGCUCGGUAUCAUCACGGUCGAUGCGUUCGUCAUGUUUCUUACGAUUUGGGAAGUCGUGCGCAACCAGUGGUUCUUCACCGGUGUCGCGCUUGCCGAGAACGUGCCGUCCGGUAUCCGGUUCAUCGUCGCCACCUACUGCGCGGUUGAGAUUGCCGAUGUGGGCAACGAAGGCGCCACGUAUGGCCUCGUCACGACGGUCUCCAACCUCUCGAGCCCCGUGGCGAGCGUCAUUUACAAGAUCAUCGACUCGUACUUUGACGUGUCCCAAAACGACAUUGGCCGCGACGACACGCAUGUGCGCUGGGAGGUCACGUACACGUACCUCAUUGCGUAUGCGGCCAAGCUCUUUGCGCUCGUCUUCCUUGUGUUUUUGCCGCGCCAAAAGGUCGAAAUGCAAGCGCUCAAGAAGAACGGCGGGAAGAGCAAGGUCGCGGGGGCGAUCCUCGUCGGCGGCUUCUUCGUCGCGCUCUCGUUCUCGUGCGUCGUCGAUUUCAUGUCGAUUUACCCGUCGACCAAGUGCUAUCGCAUCGUCGGCGGCAAGGGCUACACGCCCCAAGGCAAGUGCAUCAAGUAG
This is a messenger RNA of Saprolegnia diclina VS20, 1095 nucleotides long. RefSeq lists its product as hypothetical. The transcript has a single exon. The record is from RefSeq and is a predicted model, not a curated record. NCBI's taxonomy places the organism in Eukaryota, Oomycota, Saprolegniomycetes, Saprolegniales, Saprolegniaceae. Bases 1 to 1095 code for a protein of 364 amino acids.